Messenger RNA from Myotis davidii, 2868 nucleotides. It is a transcript of the gene PIGP, whose product is annotated as phosphatidylinositol glycan anchor biosynthesis class P. Bases 16 to 390 code for a protein of 124 amino acids. The record is from RefSeq and is a predicted model, not a curated record. Lineage: Eukaryota; Metazoa; Chordata; Mammalia; Chiroptera; Vespertilionidae. The transcript is spliced from 3 exons.
GGGAGCACAUCCCUGAUGGUGAUUGUGUUUCCUUCCCACAGAUUGUCUCCAAGGGAAAAUGGUGGAAAAUUCACCGUCGCCGUUGCCAGAAAGAGCGAUUUAUGGCUUUGUUCUUUUCUUAAGCUCCCAAUUUGGCUUCAGUACUGGGCAGUUGCAUUGCCCGUCUACCUCCUCAUUACUAUAGUAAUCGGGUAUGUACUCUUAUUUGGAGUAAAUAUGAUGAGCACCUCGCCACUCAACUCCAUUCAUACAGUCACAGAUAACUAUGCUAAAAAUCAGCAGCAGAAGAAAUACCAGGAAGAGGCCAUCCCAGCGUUAAGAGAUAUUCCUAUUAGCGAAGUAAAUCAGAUGUUCUUUCUGACUGCCAAAGAAUCUUACACCAAAAACUGAAUUGUGUAUACACUACCAUCAAACAUUUAUUAAAAGUUUUGGCAUCAUAAUUUUGACCAUAAUUAUCUCUCUUAUUAAUACCCAGUAUUGAAAUAUUUUGAAAAAUGUAAGUUGAACUUAUCUUAGAUUAAGGUCCAUUAAUAUUGUAAAAUUUCUCAAAUAUUAGUUACUAAGGGACAGAAUAAAUAAAACAUUGAUCAUUACCAUAUAGCAGGCGUUUUAACAAAUAAGUAUCAGUAGAAGCAGGAAGUCCCUCCAGAGUCAUUCAUGUUGUCACUUUCAGGGAGCAAUUGUGUCUUUCUCACUGUUUAUUCUAGAGGCCCAGAAUGCAGACUCCAGUUGGGGGAAGGGUUCAUCUACUGUGUGUCCUUGCCAUCAGAUUCACGUGUAAGAUGCAGAUAUUGAUUGCGUACUCACACGGACGGGCCAGGUGUUUCUCUGGGCAGCGGGGUGUUGCAAUGAUUCUCAAAGAGCCUACAUUUUCGAGGCAGAUGGAAAUAGACCAAGCAAAUAAAGAAGGAAGUGAGUGCUGUGCAGAGAAUUAAGAUAGUACAGUUUCUAGAAAGUGGCUGCUUUAGAUCCAGUGGUCAAGCAGGCUGCUCAGUUAGAGGCAGUUGAGGCUGAGAUUUGAUUGGUGAAACCAAGAGCCAGUCAUAUAAAGAUUGGCGGGGCAGAGAGAGCUUUGAAGCAGCGAAAGCACUGACUUUCAGGUGGGAGGGAGCUGGUAUUCUGGGACCUCAGCACUUUGCAUAACUCCUCUCCAGAAUAAAAUGUCUGUCUCGGGCUAGUUCCGCAGCAGUACCCAAGCUUUGCUUUUACAGAUCGUAGUCACGGAGAGUCACAUGGCCAGGGCUGGAUGACACCAGCCAGACUCACAGUGACUCAAAUGUCGCAUUGCACCCUAGUCAGCCAGGAUGGCCCACUUGAGUUAUAAAGCCUGUUUACCUGGCUCCCAAAUAUUAGAAGCAGCUUGAGUCAACCUGCGUCAGCUGCUGAGGCCCCAUCCAGCCCUCUGACUGGUUUCUCAGUUAAUGCACCAUGGACUGGCAUGUUCUGGGAGCCAAAACCAGGCUCUCUUCCCUAAAUCUGGUAAGAGGAGGCUGGGCCUGCAGAUCUAGAGACUUAGCCCAACCAGUGGCAUGCACAGAGAUGGUGGUGGGUGGGCUGCAACCUGGGAGGUCGGGGCAGAUAGCAGACAACUCAGGGUGCAGCCAGUCACCUUUGCCCAUUUUCACCCAUCUGAUAAGUCACAUCUCCCCUGAGUAUAAGGAGCAUGAGGUGGAGAGAAUGGUUGAGGUGUCUUCCCCAAGAAGGCGGAAGGUUUCAGUCACUGAGGCAGAAACAUGAGAAGAAAGAUGAUGGUUUCCUUACACCGGCCUCUUUGGUUGUCUGCAUUCCCCAAUUUUAAAUAAUUAGUACAGCGAACAUCUUUUGUGGAUAAAAAUCAUCUGUGUGAUGCCCCGCCGGUGUAGCUCAGUGGCUCAGUGUUGACCCAUGACCAGGAGAUCAAGGUUUGAUUCCUGGCCAGGUACAUGCCUGGGUUGUGGGCUCAAUCCCCAGUAAAUCCAUGAUAAAUCUCUCGCCUAUCUUUAUAGAUCCUAUUAGUUCUGUUUCCCUGAGUCAUCCUUGGCCCCUUGUUCCUAACACAGAGGACCUAGUUAUAUAGUUGGUGAAAAAAAAAGUUCAAAGGCUCAUAUCUGGAAUCAUCAGAAGUGAUACAAUUAAAUUGUUUUGAAGAUGUAAUGAGAGAGAUGUGUACACUUUUCAUAUUUAAAGGGGUCAAAUCAUUGAAGGACCUAAGUAAUCAGAAUUAUCACUGGAGAUCUUGUAACAACCUUAAAUUACUAGAAAGCCAUCAUUAUUUGCUUUCUACUUUCAAAUUUUGAUGUCUUUUAAGGUUUUUUUUGAAGUUACUAAAGUUUGUGAAACUAGUCCAAUAGCCACUCCAGACCAAAUUCCCCAUCAGCAUCUAACGUGAAGAUUAAAUUUAAUGUGUGAAAGAUAGAUGACCUGCUGCAGGAUCAAAAGGCAGUUAGAAAUAAUGGCCCUGGCCACAAAGACACACAAAUCAAAGAACUGUCGGCCCAGGACAGAGAUUCUAUCAGUGAUGAAUCUGUCGUUUCACUUGACUGCGGAUCCAGUACAAUUAUGGGAAAACUAACAGAAAUGACCUGAGUGAACAGACAGACUGGGGCCAUUUGUUUCUUAAGUGAAAUUUCCAAGCACCCAACCUCAGCCUUUGCUUUUCCAUCACCACUGAGCGGCAGUUGGCAGAGAGAGGUGACCUUUACUUAACCUUGGGAAUAACUCUACCCGUUUCUGGUCGAAAUAAGGAAUGUAUGUCAAUGCCUGUUGGCCAUCCAGCUGCAGGAGUUAUCGGGUGUUUUUGGUCUCAGUCAAUGAUGUCUUUGCCUUUUUGAACUUUAUUUUACAAAAUAAAUAUCUUUCUUAGGUCAUCUUGACAGUUAGAACAGGCCA